This is a messenger RNA of Syzygium oleosum, 2601 nucleotides long. RefSeq lists its product as uncharacterized. The record is from RefSeq and is a predicted model, not a curated record. The transcript is spliced from 7 exons. Gene Ontology annotation, molecular function: ATP binding; protein serine/threonine kinase activity. NCBI's taxonomy places the organism in Eukaryota, Viridiplantae, Streptophyta, Magnoliopsida, Myrtales, Myrtaceae. Bases 339 to 2432 code for a protein of 697 amino acids. Gene Ontology annotation, biological process: protein phosphorylation. Gene Ontology annotation, cellular component: cytoplasm.
UCAAAGGUAAGCAUAAUGCUCUUUUCAUUAUCAAACCAGCGACCAGCCGUCUAAAGUUGCACUUUUUCACCACCACCCACAACAGAGUAGCCAGCCACCAAGAAGACGGAAUUGCAGCUCAAACAGGGCGAGCUUGGUCUUCCUCCUCUUCCCCUUCAGCUCCAGAGGGUUUCGGUUCCCGGUCGGUUUCCGUGCCUACCCAUCUCUCCGGAACGGCGCGCCCGGCGGAUCCGGAUCGCCGGCGAUCUGGGAUCUGGGGGAGCGCGCGACCCAGAUCGCGAAUCGCACGCCAGAGUGAGAUCUCGGUGACCCUUUGAACCCAGCAUCGCCCGGACACCAUGUGGAGGUUCAAGGCGUUCGCGCAUAAAGAGCAGGCUGGACUCGAAGGUCGCACGAUCGACAUCGGGAACGUUAAGGUUCAUGUCCGGAACAUCAUUGCCGAGGGUGGGUUUUCCUGCGUUUACUUGGCUCGGGAUGCUCUGCAUAUGUCCAAACAGUUUGCUCUGAAGCACAUAAUUUGCAACGACGAGGAGUCGCUGGAAGUCGCGGUGAAGGAGAUCUCGGUCAUGAAAUCGCUGGCGGGGCAUCCGAACGUAGUCGCACUUCAUGCUCACACUGUUUUGGACAUGGGACGGACCAAAGAAGUUCUGCUUUUGAUGGAUUUCUGCGAGAAGUCCCUGGUUAAUGUGUUGGAGAGCAGAGGAGCUGCGCAUUUUGAGGAAAAACAGAUAUUGGUGAUGUUCAGGGAUGUUUGUAAUGCCGUUUUCGCAAUGCACUGCCAGUCGCCUCCCGUCGCUCAUAGGGACUUGAAGGCUGAGAAUCUUUUGUUGGGGACUGAUGGACUGUGGAAGUUGUGUGAUUUCGGAAGCACCUCUACCAAUCACAAACGGUUUGAGAAGCCUGAAGAAAUGGGUAUUGAAGAAGACAAUAUCAGGAAGCACACGACACCUGCAUACAGGGCUCCUGAGAUGUGGGAUUUAUAUCGAAAGGAGGUCCUAAACGAAAAAGUAGAUAUAUGGGCCCUUGGAUGCCUCCUCUUUCGGAUUUGCUACUUGAAAUCUGCAUUCGAUGGAGAGUCCAAGCUACAAAUCCUGAACGGGAAUUAUCGUAUUCCAGAGUUACCAAAAUACAGCUCUUUCAUCACGGAUCUAAUUAAUGACCUGCUUCAAGCUUCUCCAGAUGCCAGACCAGACAUCACGCAGGUCUGGUUCCGUGUUAAUGAGCAGUUACCUGUUGGACAGCAAAAGUCUUUGCCUGAUCAGCCCCCAGAAAUGCAAUCGGCAGAGAUUCAUGAAGGCAUUCCAAAGUCCACAAAUCGGGUGUCACCAGUGCCUCGUAGAAGUCCACCUCCCCCACCUUCAUAUGGUGACUCAGUCAAAUCGUCACCUCAUAUUAAAGCAGGUGGAGGUGGGGGGCAGCUCGGUGCUUUCUGGUCUACUCAGCAUGCAAAGAGUUCAGUUGUUGCUGAGGAUAAUACUGGCCCAAAGUUCGAUGAAGAACCAACAAGUCAUAGAACGUCAAAACUUGACAGAGAGCAUGCAGAGAAUCAUACUUUCUCCAAGAACACUUAUCCGAAGAAAGAGGUAAAUGUACAGCCACAACCUACUCGGAGGAGUGCACAUGGACAAAACUACCUUAGGCCUGAGGGAAUUCAUCAUAAAGACUUCGAGAUAAACUUCUCCCAAAAAGAUUCAGACCAGGGUAACGAGAGACCAGGAGCAUCAAAACCUGAGAAUGCGGCCAUUUUUCAAGAUAAUAGUUUCAAUACCUUCGUCGCUGAAUUUGAUACCAAAAAGUUUAGCUCUAGUAUCAGCAAUCACAGGACGCAAAAGGAAGAAGAUUUGGAGGUUGAAUUAGAGAGGCUAAAAGAGCAGCUGAAGCAGGCAAACUUAGAGAAGACUGAGAUGACUUCUAAAUAUGAAAAGCUAUCUGCCAUCUGCCGAUCUCAGAGGCAGGAAAUACAGGAACUCAAACAAGCUCUCGCUGCUAGAGCUCCAUCACCAAGCAGGGAUGCUAUGAGAAUUCAAACCCCUACUAGAACCGAGUCAUCUGCUGCUGCUAUGCCAUCAGAGGAAACUAGAAAAACCAACUGGGACAUCCGUCAGGAAAAAGUUGAGAAGAAUUUUCGAAGCUCAGAAUCCACAUCAUGGCAGGCUUUCACCGAUGAUCCUAAGCCAAAGCAGCCUCUUUCAAGGGAUACCACCACCAAAUCUGUUAGGACGAGAAAUGGUCAACAAAAUAAGCAGGGCACUCAAGCAGCAUCUAAUUACGAGACAUGGGGCUUUGGCUCGGAGAGUUUUACUGCUAUGCCCAAUGCCAGCUCUCAGAUAUCAAAACCCAUUCGAGAAGGAGGCACUUCCCAGCGGUUUGGUGAUUCAAAGUUAAUGGAGAACAAAUCAUCUUCUCAACCUGCAGGAUGGGCUGGUUUCUAAAUCAUUCUUGGACACGACCUUUAACAUCAUUCAUGAAAGACAGUUGCACAACUUGAUGUACACAAAAUCCAGAGGUAAAAAAGCUUGUGGACUGGAGCCCCCAUUCUGGAGAGCUUAGGUUCUUGUAGAUACUGUUACUGAACAAAGCGCCCUUAUUCUUCUAUUCCAA